CGCGUAAAGCUAUUCUCUGCGCGUCGACAACACUGGAAGAUUCACUUAUUUACCUGUACUCCGAAAAUCCUCAAUUCCAAGCACGUUGUAGUGCACCAUUGCUUUUUAUGUAUUGAUGAUUGUUUCAUAUAACGACGAACAAAGCCGAGUUUGCAGUGCGAAAAAAAGUGAUUAUGAAUCGUUUGUGGCGAUUAAUGAAUAAAUAAAGUAAGAAGGCGAUCUGAAAUAAUUCGCUUGGAGAGUCGCAUACGGCUGCACCAACUUAACAUGCUCUCACAGACGAUGUUGUAGAAUGCAGUUAGUAAUUUUCAGCGCUAAUUGUAGAAAGAAAUGCAGGAGCAGGUAUCAAUAAUUUUUAGUUUCUAAUUUCUAAGCAAUGCACUAAGUUCUUUAAAUAGAAAAGGACAAGAAUUCAGCAGGUAAUCGUUUUCAAUGGCUGAUCUUGAAACAUAAGCACACGCGUUUGCUCACUAAAUAGUAGACGGUUAGUUAAAAAUUGUUAGUUAUCAGAGAAGGUUCGCUCCAUUCAUCGCUUUGGAAUGAUUUUUUUCGCAACAUUAUCGUUACUGCUGUGUAUCAUGUGCGAUGCACUUAAAGUUCAUCAAUUUUCCGAAGAAUUUCUGAAUAAAUCAAUUUUAGAAUUAGAAAUGCGAGAAUUACUGGGGAUCGGACAAAGUGCUAAACGUUUAAGGCGGCAAUUGCCCUUAAAAAAUUCAGCCGCAAAAUUUUUAUUCGAGGUAUAUAACAUCGUGGAAGAACAUGAAUCUGAAAAUGUUCAACAAAGUUCUUUAUGGUCAAGUAGCAAACGUUCGAAAAGAUCUACGCGUGGAAGUAAUUUUUUAACUGAACUCGAUGUAAUGGAAAUUUCAAAAUGCAAUACAAUAAUAACAUUUCCAAGUAAACCAUUUUCUACGACCACGAAUGGCGACUUUAAUGUCGUUUUUGCUACGAAUAGAGUCUCUAGCGAUCUGAAAUUAGUUCACUCAUUCUUACGCAUAUAUCAACAACCUAAUGAUGAUAAACUUACGCAAUAUCCUAGUAAGCAGCUAGCGACGGUGUUCGUAUAUCAAGAGACCCUUAACCAAACGUUCAAGAUUUUAACUUCUACAAAUACCACAAUUGCAUAUAAAGGCUGGUUAGAAUUUGAUAUAACAGAAACGUUGAAUAAGUGGCUUAAACGGAAGUCUGAACAUUAUCUCGAUCUUAAGAUUGCUGUGAACAUUGUAAGGGACAACAAAGCAGAGAAUCGACUCAAAAUCUCAGCUCAUGAUUUGGGUUUAAUUAUGCCGUAUUCCGAGGAGGAGGAAACAUUUGAUUUUCAGCCGUUUAUUAUAGCUUACUUCAAUGGUCCGGAAUUAUUACAAAAGAUCCAAAAAUUACGUACGAAACGAAAUAUUUCACUGAAGAGAAAUAAUGCCUUUGCCCUCCCAUCGAACUGGAAAUCUGCGAUGUGUAAACGCCAUGAUUUUGUUAUUGAUUUUGAAGAUCUCAAUAUGGGCGAAUGGAUUAUUGCGCCGAAGCGAUACGAAGCGUAUUUCUGCGCUGGAGAGUGCAGUUUCCCAUUGAAUAUGCAAACAGAUGCGACCAAUCAUGCCAUCGUUCAGAAUCUUAUGAAUAUUAAGCGUCCCUCACUACCAAAGCCAUGUUGCACACCCGUCACUCUAAGCUCAAUUAAAAUACUGCAUUACGAUAUUAACGAAAACGCUGUUCUAACGAAGUUCGCCAAUAGUAUAGUUAAAGGUUGUGGUUGUAAUUAAUUUACGUACUUUUGUAAUUAAAAAAUGCAAUUAUUUUAUUUAAAUGAAACAAAUAAUACUCAAUUGUUCGGUUCGUCAAGGCUUUUAAAAUUUUCAAAGCUUUUCCAAACAGGGCGUAAAUAAUCGUAUAUCCUAUUGUACUAUCGCGCUAAAAAAUAAAUCGCACUAAAGUGUAAACAAUUCGUUAUGAUAUAUACCAGUAAUGGUGCAGGGAAUAUUAACUUUAUACGGACAUACGUAACACCCGGAAGGACUUUAGAAAGACUCUCCUCCUCGUUGUACCAAUCGAUUCAGAAGAUUAUAUAUCGAUUUAAGCUUCGUUUGGCCGUCAUGUGUUCUUGUGUUCAACCUACAGGUCAAUUUGGUGCACUGAUAAGUUUUGAAGAACAAAAGCGAACGCUAUCGAAGAUGGUUACAUGCGCACCACUUUUUCAAUCGUUUCCCAUAUGACGCUUGUAUCUAUAUCCUACCUAUCUGUCUAUAGAAAACUAUCAAUUGCAUUAAAUUUUCGGGGGAAAAACGAAAGUGCCACUAUGAGGAUUGCGGGCGUAUGAGACCGAUGUAAGUAUUUUUACUGAACUAGCUAGUCCGUAAGAGAUGGAAGGCAUUCUAUAUUUUUGGCUCACUGACACUCCUCACACCGUGUACAACUAGAAGAAAAGCAUGCACUUAAACCGCGUUUCUUUUCGUUUGCAAUAUUAUCGCUUAUCAUGUAUCAUGUUGACCAUCGGAAACUCUAAAUAAGUUAUCAACCUACGUCAGUUGGAUUAGCCGAGAAACUAUUGAUUUCGGUGGUAAAAUCUAGUAUUUUUGGAUUUACCUUUCAGAGAGGUUGGCUGGCUGCAUCAUUCGAAAAAGCUUUGUUUUACGUAUCAAGUGUCCCUCACUUUCCAAGCUAUGCUAAGUAAUAUCUGCUCUAAACUCUAUAAAUUGCUGCUUUUUGACAAUAAUGGGAAACUUGAUCUAACAUUUUCAGCACGAUUGGCUUUUAUUCUCCAAAAUUGGCCUCGAAAACACUAGCAUCGCUUAAGAGUAAUGUAGAAGCCUCUCAAAUAAUGACUUGGUUCUCUCGAAGGUAACCAAAGGAUUGCUCUCUUUUCUUUGAGGGCUUCAAAUGGACAAAGGCCCUCUUGGCUCCAUACGCAUAAUUUUUUAUGAUAAUGAAAGUUGGUGGUUAACAGUGAGCAGUGCUUCUAACAAAACACUUUUUUUUUGCUAAAA
Molecule: messenger RNA, 2978 nt
Organism: Glossina fuscipes
Lineage: Eukaryota; Metazoa; Arthropoda; Insecta; Diptera; Glossinidae
Gene: scw
Product: protein screw
Exons: 3
Coding region: 540-1757 (405 amino acids)
Biological process (GO): SMAD protein signal transduction; BMP signaling pathway
Cellular component (GO): extracellular region
Molecular function (GO): growth factor activity; cytokine activity
Source: RefSeq, a predicted model, not a curated record